CGGAACUGGGUUGGUGUACAGCAAAUUUAUCAAUUUGCAUCCUCAAUGGAAAGUUGUUGAGUGCUCGUUUUUUUUUCUUACUUCUUCAUACACCGUUUAUGGAGUGUUGGGAGGAAAUGUGGAUUUUCUCUGUGGCAUAGGAAAAGUCAAUUGCCUUUGCAGAAACAAAAAAUUGAAGAAAAAAAAAACAUUUUUGUGUGUGCUUUGUGCAAGAGACGGAAUAGGGUGAAAGAAAUGAAUUUAGCAGUGUGGUUAAAAGUGUUGGAAGGAAGUUAAAAAUAUUUUUUUUUUUAAAGAAAAAAUUGCAAUUGCAAAUACCAAGAUAGUAGCAAUAAUGUGGCAAAGGAGCUAAAUAGACAAAAAUUGUGAAAGAAGAGAGAUUUUACAUCAAAAUUAUCGCACAUUUUCUCUCUUUUUCACAAAAAAACCAAACCUUUCCAUACCCUACCCUUCCCUGCCCCAUAUUUCUUCAUUUCGCCCUGGAUUUAAAACUCUACAAAGUAAAUUAUCCAAACAACAAUCCGAAGGAAUUAAUUAAAAAUUGAAAAACCUUCUUGUACAUGUGAUACAUUUUUAAAAAUAUGGGAUUUCUCUAUGAGACUCUUUCAAUUCUGGUCAUCAUCAAUCUCUGUGGAUUAUCUCAGCAACAGGAUCAACAGAAUUACUUCUAUACACAGAAUCAAGGUCGAUUUAUACCAUCGUACCAGCAAAAUCCACGCAAUAGCGGAUACUUUGGGCAGGCAGCACAACCGAGGAAUCCCCAGCCUGGCUCCUUUCAAGAGCAAACCCUCUAUGUAGGAGCCACCGGAGGAAAUACUGGUCAGGGAGGUGGACAACUGCCACCAGAUUCUAGUACGUCGGCGUAUUUCCCGUUUCAGCCAUACACAACAACGCGACAUCCGGAACUGUUUGAAAUCUCCCCAAGACCCUUCUCCGGGCAGGCGUUGAGGAAUAAUGGCGGAUUUCAGUACCAGCGGAUACCACCGACACCUCCAGCUGCUCCUGGUGCAGUUCCCCUACCACCUCAACCCCUAGUUCCUGACUUUCCACCCCGAAAUCUUCCACCUCACCAAGCUGCUGAUCUCUUUCUCAAUCAAAUUGGAUUGGAACAGGGUCAUCCUGGUGAUAUUCCCAACACCCGACAAUUCUCACGUGGCCAACAGUAUCGUCAGGAGGCAGCUGUGAAUCGCGAUGUCAGCCCACCAAGUCGAACUGAUAAAGCCACAAAUACAAGAAAUUCAGGUGCCUUCAAGGCGUCCGUAGCCGAUGAUUACCUUACUAGUCAUGAGGAGACAUUUAGGAGUAGGAAUAGAUAUCGAGGAAAUGGCGUGAGUACAACUGAAGUUCCAGUGGAGACAAGUAAAAAUGUCAGGGGAAAAGCAACAAAGAGAAUACCACCCGAUGCCAUAGAGCUCACCCGAAAAGCACCACCAGCACGAACACUCCAGAAGGAGCUCCUACUCAAUGAGCAACUCCUUCGAUCUCGACCAGUACCCUAUGAUCAGCCAGAAGCCACACCCUUCCCCAAACACCCGGAACCACCAAAAAUCAACAUAAGUCACAACGGGAGCACAAAGCAAUCAAAUGAACUGCCAACGCUUGAAGAAAACUAUCCGGAUUACUACUACGACACUGGAGAUGAAAGUUUGAUGGCCAAGAUCAAGAAUCCCAAUGUAUCCCAGCCACAGGUUGAUCCUCAACCUGAGAAACCGGCCGAGAAGAAGCCCGAAAUAAAGGAAGAAUCAACAUCGCAGGAGCAAAUCAAUCCAAAUGUCUAUGUACCAAAUAUUCAGAGUCUUCAUGACACCAGCAAACACAUCCGGGACAACAAAGCUUCCCUGGAGGAAAAAUUGAAUGUUCCAAAGGCUACAGAAGCUCCUAAAACUGAAAUUGUCACGGAGAAGGAAGAGAGUCCUGAAGAUCAUACUGUUAUCCUAACGUCCAAUUUCUAUCUCCCUGAGAACUUCCCGAAAGACGAAGUUGUUGAGGACAAUCAGAAUUCGGACAAUACUUCACAGACCGUUCCGGAAGAAGAUGAGGAAUACGAAUACGAAGAUUAUGGGGAAGAUGAAGAAGAUGCAAACAUCCCUCAAAUCACCACUGCGAGUCCCACAGUGGAAACAACCACUGAGAAAUCUGAUGGAAUCCUCGGAGAAGCUGUAAUCUCUGUGGUGACAACAAGAAGCACAAUGAACGGAAGCACGGGAAGCACAGACGCCGAGGAAUCAGAAACCCCUUCGAACAUCGCUUCUCCCAUCAAUUCCGAAAAUAUGUCCACAACAACAGAGAGUUGGGUGGUAAUAGCCUCAGUCCAGACCAGUAGAUCAGUAUCUGGUGCUAGAUUCCUCCCCUUCCCACAAGUUGAGCAGGAAGAGAAGAAGCAGGUACUGUCAGAUCUGGACAAAGAGCAGAAAUCCGAAGAAGAUACCCUCGAUGAUGAUUUACUGGAGAGAAAUAUCGGAAAUUCCACUCCGGAUCAAGAUGACGAAAUCACAACGAUUCCCAAUACUGAAGAACCCAAAACUGAUUCUACCCCGGAAGCCACUUCUCAUUCAUCUUCAGCUUCCCAUGGAUCCCCACAGUCAACUGAGAGUAUCAUCGACAAACUCGAUAGGGUGCAGUCUGAACUCUCAAGUGGCGUUCUAACUGGCAAAUUUCCCAUUCUCAAUGAAACCCUCGAGGACAUCACCACAAAGUCCACACCCUCGGUUAUCGUGAAGAAAUUCAGUCCAAGAACAACAACAACCACUCCCACACCAACGACCACAGCCAAGAGGCCAGAGAUAAAGAAACUCGUUUUCGACAGUCUCCCAAUGGACGAUUUGGCUGCUCUCUUGCCAGCCGGAUACAAGAGUCGUGCCAGUUACAAGAAUAAGAAAAUAACCACAACAACAGCAGCCCCGGAAGUUAAGACAACAGCCGGAUUGGCCUCUCUCAUGAACAAUAUUCUCGUGAAAGAUGUUAGUGUUUUGGGAUUGCUACCCAAGGACUACAAAGUCAACGUGACAACAACCCAGGAACCUCCGAAAUCUCCAGCUGAUGUGAUUCUGCAGAAGGCUCAGAAGGUGGACAUUAGUGCCUUCCUGCCUUCUGGCUAUCUCGCCAGCUCAACGACUCCCAAAGUCAACACGAAGAAACCUCUAACGGUUACCGUGGAGGACGAUAUCAGUAAAUUCCUUCCACCUGGUUACAAACUCCCCAAAACCACCAAGAUGCCAUCAACGACUUCAACAGCUGCUCCUGCCAUUCCCAUUGUCGACGACAUCAGCAAAUUCCUCCCACCAGGAUUCAAAUUCAACGAAACGAAAGUCGAAGCUGUGGACAUUUCGAAAUUCCUUCCUGCUAACUAUACAGAGAAGCCUAAGGAGGUCAUCACCCCUCCACCGGCUUCAUCAUCCACCACAGUCGCUCCCAAAGUAGUCUUUCCCAGUCGUCCGGGAUUCCUAGCCAAGAAGCCCGGUCAGAGACCGACAACCGCCAAACCCGUAGAACUUGCUGGACCUGCAGCUCCCGACGUUACCAUUAGACAUGGACCUCCCACGAGAGCGACAACUGAAUUCACUGGUUGGCCAACACCCUCAACCACUCCCUUGUCCAUUGAGAAGAUCCUCGAACGACAGCGAACAUCCACAAUCGAUCCUCCGGACUUCUUCUCAGCAUCAACAACAACCCGAACAACAACGACAACAACAACGAAAGCCACAACUCAGAGACCAACAGAACCCAGCGUUUGCCCUUCAGAUUGCGAUCUCGCAGGGACAAUCAAGAUUAUCGGCGGUGUGACGUGGAAGCCCGAACUACUAGACCACAACACAGACGAAUGGAAGAGUCUAGCCCGAGAAAUGGAGACGCAGCUCAACAGUGUCUACGGAAAACACCCUGAACUUAGCAAAUGGUUCCAGAAGGUCCGAAUUGACAGUUUCAGCCAGGGAAGUGUUCUCGUAGACUACUUCGUGGAACUCUCCAACAUGCCCCGCCACAUCAAUACCCUAGAACUCAAGAAACUCUUCCACUCAGCUCUGACCACAGUUACCACAGAACCACCCGAAUAUACCACCGAAUUCGAUGCUGAUGCCCAACAGACAGAUUCAGAGUUCGACGACGAAUUCGGCCCAAUUGUCCGUGAACGUGUGAUAGAGCCAAAAGUAGCCACCAAAGAAACUCUCAGGCUUGGACACUUUAUCAUUGAUCCCAUUUCAACGGACUUCAUUGUUCUACAGAAACAAGUGGCCCCCACUGUGGAGUUUGCCGAGGAAAAUCAAUUCCUGCCCCAAUGGGCAAUUGCUGUAAUUGUCAUUGGAGUGGGAUCAUUGCUUUUUGUAAUUGUCUUCGGAGUCACAGUGCUCCUCAAUAGGAAGAACAAGGCCAAGAAGAAGGCUCCAGCCCCUCUGACGACUGAUAUGCUCAACGAACUCAAUAAGAAUCACAUGGGAGGUGUUGAAAAUUACGGACAUGAAGAAUUUUACAACAUAGAAGACACGUGGGACGAUGAAACAGAUACCAGACAUCACGAUGGGAUCAAAUCGAAGCGCUAUGGACAUCCAAUGCACAACAGUACGCAGUCCAAUAUCUACGAUAGUUGGCGAUCGCAGAGGCAUCCUGGCUACUACUACGACUCCCAUCCGAACUAUCCGCAGAAAGUGGGUCCGUAUCCAGCGGACGCCUUCAUGGACUAUCAUCAGGCUCCCACGCAACACAACAGCAUGCCGAUGUACACGUACAAUCCUCGGCGGUAUCGAGACUACGACGAAGACUUUUAGUCCAAGAGACAUCCAAAAUUUUGAGUGAAUGAGCACUUUUUGACUUCCCAGCCACGGAGAAGAAAAUCCAAGAGAUUGCGAAUGAUGUACUUUGUAGAGUAAUUCUUCUAAUUUAAUAAUAUAUUAUCUAUUGACUCGAAUAA
Messenger RNA from Phlebotomus papatasi, 4903 nucleotides. RefSeq names its product mucin-2. Lineage: Eukaryota; Metazoa; Arthropoda; Insecta; Diptera; Psychodidae. Bases 582 to 4760 code for a protein of 1392 amino acids. The transcript has 7 exons. The record is from RefSeq and is a predicted model, not a curated record.